Molecule: messenger RNA, 3285 nt
Organism: Spodoptera litura
Lineage: Eukaryota; Metazoa; Arthropoda; Insecta; Lepidoptera; Noctuidae
Product: G protein-activated inward rectifier potassium channel 3
Biological process (GO): regulation of monoatomic ion transmembrane transport; potassium ion import across plasma membrane
Cellular component (GO): plasma membrane
Molecular function (GO): inward rectifier potassium channel activity
Source: RefSeq, a predicted model, not a curated record
GGCAUUCAGCCAGUCACCGCUCAGACAACACACGGUAGACAUUCGCGUCGCGCGCAAGCGAACAGUUUUCCCGCCGCAAAUUGAAAAGCGCACGUUCUGAAUUCAAGUUCCUCGCCAGCUAUUGGUGCAGUUUAAAUAAUGCCUAAAAAGAAAUAGUAUUAACACUUUGCUUUAAUUUAUUAACUGGAUCACGUGUUAAGUUGUGACUCUAAGAACCACAUGCUUACAGUGUCUACGUUAUCGCGUACAAAAAUCCUGUGAUAUUAUUUUGCUGUGAAACUUAGUUAUAAAAACUCUAGUGGAACAAAACUCUAAAUAAUUUGACAUUUACGGUUUCGUGAAAUUGUAUUUCGCGAAACAAUAAACAAAGAUUCUUUAUGAUAGGUCCAUAUAUGAAGUGUCAACAUUUCUACCCCAAACAUUAUGAUUUACAAAUGGAUAUUAUGAUAAGAGUGAAGUGCUGUCAAGAAACUAAAAACCCAAAGUGACGAAGUGCCCUGUAGGUGUCUGUUGUGCUACCGUUCCGUUGCCUUCCCCUUACCCAUUUAGUAUUCAAAAUGUCUGACAAGACCUCGUCGUCGGUCGGCCCGCGGAGUUUCGAAACGAUUUCUGAGGAGGACCUCACCGCGUCGCCUUGGGAGAAACUGUUGGGAGAGGUGAACACUGCUGUUCCUACGAUAAUAAAGACUAAUGUGUCGAGUACAACAAUCUCUAGAAGCGGUGAGGAGGUAUCCAAGAACCCUCAAGCCGAGGAUCUGGAGGCGAACAAGUUGACGCGAUCCAAGAGCCUUAAUCAGCGAAGAAAUAGCAGCGGCCUCCUCAGCACGUUCCCUCGGCAGCUGAGACUCUCACUGCGAGGAGUUCGGAGCGAACCUUCAAGUGUCAAAGAUGUGCCUACGACCAGGAAUGACAGCUCUCUCAACCUCCUUCUUAGAUACCGUCAAGCCCGUUACGCAGCGAGACGCGUCCGAAAACGCGUCAUCUUCAAACAUGGAGACUGCAACGUCGUCCAAUGGAACGUGGCCAAGCGCAGGCGCCGAUACCUUCAGGACAUCUUCACGACCCUCGUGGACGCUCAGUGGCGCUGGACGCUGCUCGUGUUUGCGCUCUCUUUCAUCCUCUCCUGGCUACUCUUCGCUCUCAUCUGGUGGCUCAUCAUCUUCACCCACGGAGACCUCACCCCUCCCCCUCCCAACGAAAAUGUUACCUUCAUACCCUGCCUCAACAACGUCAACUCCUUCACCGGCUGCUUCCUGUUCUCCGUUGAAACACAACACACCAUCGGUUAUGGCUCAAGAACAACCAACGAAGAGUGCCCGGAGGCUAUCUUCGUGAUGUGCCUCCAGAGUAUCGUGGGUGUCUUCAUCCAGGCUUUCAUGGUGGGUCUUAUAUUCGCGAAGCUGGCACGUGCAAAAAAGCGUAACACUACACUCCUGUUCUCUCGUAACGCGGUUAUAUGUCUGAGGGACGGGGAAUAUUGCCUGCUAUUCCGUGUUGGAGAUAUCCGCAAGUCGCACAUACUGGAAGCGCACGUGCGUGCCCAGCUUAUAAGGAAAAAGAUAACUAGAGAGGGUGAGGUGCUGCCGUUCUACCAGCAAGAGUUGAAGGUUGGUGCUGAUGGAGAGGAAGACAGACUGAUGUUCAUAUGGCCGAUGACCAUAGUCCACAAGAUCAAUGAGAAGUCACCACUGUAUAAUCUAUCCGCGUCCGACAUGCUCAGAGAGAGAUUUGAGAUCGUCGUUAUGUUGGAGGGUGUGAUAGAGUCCACUGGUAUGACCACUCAGGCUCGCAGCAGUUUCUUACCAUCCGAGAUCCUCUGGGGCCACCGCUUCGAAACCAUGGUCACGUUCAGGAAGGACACUGGAGAAUAUGAGGUUGAUUAUACCAGAUUUAACAACACAUAUGAAGUGGACACUCCCCUAUGUUCCUCGAAGCAGCUGGACGAGUUGAGAGCAACAGUCUCGACCUCACAGAAAUUAGAUCGUAUGCUAGGCACCAUCCCGAAGACGUUCUCCGCCGACACCCUGGACCUGAGCUCCGUCGACUCCAUGUCCCUCGACGAACACAUAGAAAUCAAGAUCCCAGAAGCUCGAGCGCGGGAGAACAGACUGAUGGCUCAGAACAACUUCGUUCAUCACAUCAAUGAGAAGUCUAGAAAUCCCAGCCACACACAUUUAGCAGUUGAAAACAUCCAGGAGAUUCAUAGGAACCCGGUUCCUAUAGAGUACAAACACCCAGAAGUGAAGGAACAUAUGCACAGGAGUCAUAGUCACGCUAGUAUGAAGAAAGUCCAUGGUCUGACCCCUAAUGGCAUCGGCCAUGCGGGUAAUGGUCACACCGACCAUAAACAUGAUGACCACAAUAAAAUGAGAAAAUCCCCAAGUGAGAACCACAUAGGAAACAAACAGCCAGUGAUCCCGAUCUUGGUGACGUCACCGGCCCCAGAGCCCGCCUGACCCCUGCGAGACCACAACCCGCCCGCAGUCGUCGGCGCGCGGCUCAAGAAGCCACACGUCACCUUCUCACCCCACACAGAGAGCAUCGAGAAUAUACACCUAACCAUUGAUGAAGAGUAGAAGAUAUCCAAUAGAAAUUACUGCAAAGUUCAUAGGACAAAAAAUGAUUAUAUGAGAAUUAGUAUGACUAAGUGACACUUUUGUGAUAUAGGUAGUGUUAGAAACUUUUUUGAUAUCAUUGCAAUUUUAGUAUACAGAAUACAUCCUUCUGUAUUAAUGACGAAAUACGUGCUUGAGUGUACAAUAUAAAAGUUUCGGUUAUUAACUAGAGGUAUAUAAAAAAAAUGUUUUUAGGAUUGAAAAAAAGUUUUGUACUUAUAUUUAAAGUGUUUAUUCCUUAUGAGGUACUAUUUCUUGUAUACAUUAUGUACUUAGUUAUAUAAAAACUAAAGCUUCAUGCGUACUUAUGUGCCAACUACUUAAAAUAAUACAGUGAUAAAUUUGUACCAAUUUUCUACUUCAUCAAACAUCGAUGUACCAGAUUGGGUUGUAUUUAGACCAAGUAUUUAUUUAGAUAAAUUAGUCGACGUAGGUGGAGACUAAACUUAUAGAAGAUUUAUGACAUGAAGCUUUAAAAUCUUAGUUAGUCUUGUCUCCAGUUGUGUGUAAGAUUACGAAACCGUAGGAGUUAAACUUGUUCUGUCAACAGUCAAACUAGAGAUGGAAUUAAAGUUAAUUUUAAGGAAUAUUUAUAUUUCCGAUGACGAAUUUAAUACAACAUUUUUACUAGAAUGGCCCCUGUUCCGAGUGAAAUUGGCGACCAGUAUCA